AUGGGCACAGCAACUGAUGCGCCGUCUUCUAUUUCAAACCCGAGUGAUGCACUCGAUGGCUUACCGCCACCUUACACAGAGCAUGACCCGCAGACAGCGGCUCACGCCCCCCAAUAUGACACACCAUCCUAUACUGAAUCUACCAGUACAUCUGCAACGACCAAAUUUCCACCCGCGAUAAACGGAUACUUUCAAUGGAAACUUACAACCACAUUUCACCUUGGGCCGACCGCAGAUGAAAAGCUGUAUGCGGUGUCAACUCCCGCGACUGUUUUCAAUAACAAACCCACGAUCGUGUUAUACGAUGGUCCAACUAAUACACACCCGGUAAUGGCAACGGCUCAUGGUGACAAGUGGGGGAGGAGCAGACCCAUCACAAUCACACUCCCACCUCGUCCAGGAUCUCAAUAUGAAGAGGCCGUUGUGGAACAGGUCGUUCCCGGUGGAUCACUGAAGUCACCUAACCACACGUUCGAAAUAUCCGUGGGUCCAAAAGGAACAACACGCGAAAGAUUCGAAUGGCGUCAGAGCCAUGGCAAGGAAAUAAAAGAGCUUGCUGGUUUCUCCUAUGGGUGGAAAUUGGUCCGAUUGGCAGGACCUGUGAGCAAUGUAGGUGGGAGCAGAAAAGAGCGCGAUCGGGGGUACACAAGCGAUGGUUUGGAGAUCGUCGCUCUCAUCGCACACAACGCUUCUUGGAGCAUGACCAAGGGCUUUCGAUUCACCUUCAUGGGCGCUGGGUUGACUGGUACCAUGGGAGAAAAUUGGGAGAUUGUUGUGGUGAUUUCUGCUGUCCAAUUGUGGUUCAUAGAUGUACAAGAUGCUGCUGCAAGUGCUAGCUAG
Penicillium expansum is the source of this 840-nucleotide messenger RNA. RefSeq lists its product as uncharacterized. The transcript has a single exon. Bases 1 to 840 code for a protein of 279 amino acids. NCBI's taxonomy places the organism in Eukaryota, Fungi, Ascomycota, Eurotiomycetes, Eurotiales, Aspergillaceae. The record is from RefSeq and is a predicted model, not a curated record.